AUGACUCUAAGGAAUUUGGAUACUCUUCCAUUUGAUGUAUUUUAUCAGAUCGCGACCUCGCUGGAUGACCGUGAUUUGGUAAACCUCAGUCGCACCAAUCGUACUCUCUAUUCUCUAUCGCAAAGCGAACAGAUUGCCCGCAAAACCGUCGAGAAUGUUCUACCUUACAGCAAAGAAGGUCAAGCUGCUCUGGCAGCCCAUUCGGGGUUUCGAAAAGCUGUCGGGCAUCGGCUGGCUAUUCACGAGGCGGUCGCCACGGCAGAUCCAUACUCGGUGGUUUGCCUAGGCUAUGGGGCUGAGUUUCUUUACAACCAAGGCUAUUUGUGCUACCGUUCCGACUAUUGGAUUCGGGUGCUGGACGUGCAUGGUACUGCGUUCAGGGAGCGUGUUCUGGACCUCCGCGAGGUGAUCCCUCGACUGCCGCCAACUGGCCCCGUAGAGCCGGGAGCUGAAGAUCGGGUGACGCUCUUGAACUACUGCGACAAUAUUCUCGUCUUUCGAGUGGCCGAUCUAAAUGCGACCGAGGACGCCUUGCUCGUGGUCAAUUUGGCGUGGCGGAAAACUCACCAGGGACGGUUCCUGCUCCAUGGGGAAAUCCCAGCAUCGGCCCCCAUUUUUGUACGGCACUGCGGAUCCUACAUGUGGUAUGGCACCUUUAGCUCCACCGAUGGUUCGGAUGGUGUGUGGUCUAUCACUGGGGUGGAUCUCGAAUCGUCUCUAUCGAUUGACGUCUCGCUCGACCGCGUGGUCGAUGGCGAUCUUGGCCAAACACUGUGUUUUGAGAUACAUGAUGAACAUCUCUAUGCAGUUUCGACCCAGCGGGUCGUCGAUAAUGAAGUACACUCCUCUUUUUACCAUUGGUUCUGCUACGCUCCUCGCGAAGACGGCCGCAAAUGGAACGGCCGCUUGUGGCGCCGAGAGCAUCAAGAAGGCCCGAUCAAUGAGAUGUGGACUGAUCUUUCAAUCCGCAAGGAUGAGACGACGGGCCGGCCAGUCAUUCUUGAAUGCCGCCGUGAGUGGCGCGAUGGCAAGAGCGAAAAUCACCGUACAUGCUACACACAGCGACUCCCCACGCCAGAAGAAGCUCUAGCACCCCUUUCAGGCGGCACUGGUGACAAUCCCUCCGGGGUGUCGAUGGAUGAUGACCUGGAGAACGAGCACCCCUACUAUGAGCGACCUGCAAAGAGGUUGCGGCGGAAUUACCAUGCCGAGUAUGAGUCUGGCUCUACCAAACGGCAGGAGUUCAUUGCAGCUCGCACCAAGCACCGGAGCUACCACCUCGGUGCAUCCGCCUUUGUUGACAUUGUGAACGACCCCACCGGUAACAGUUUACGAUCCCGAGAUAGGAUCCGGUUGCGUACGGUGUCGCGCAAGCGCAAAGGUCCUAUUGACGAGGAGGGAAUUGAGGGACCUCGCAAUCGAUUGUUCCAACCCACCCAGGUAGGCCCAGAUGGCUUACCCAUUGAAGGCUCCGAAGAACGCUUUGAGUGUCGUGGUGUGCGUAUGUGGCCUCCAGAUGACGCCCCGCCUGCAUUACAAGAGUUGCUUUGUCCAAGUCCGCGCACUGGAUCUGUGAAAAGUAUUGCCGACGAACGCUCCAUCAUCUAUUCGAUUGACGCCCCUGGACUUCCCCCCCAUCAACAAGCUCUGAUCCUCCUUAACUUUGAUCCUCAUUUUCAAAUCCCUAUGACGACACCCCUUCCCACUGCUACCUCUCCUCCAGAGUACCAGGCUCCCCGGGAACUGUUCCCAAAGACGCUGAAGCCACCACCUCCGUAUUUUCCUUCAUCCAACUUGGUGAAAGACGCUCCACCCUUUUAUAUGGGUAUCAAGCGCGGGUACUAUCUGCGUGGGAUAAGGGAUCGAUUUUGGAAGACUCUUGAUCCAUAA
Molecule: messenger RNA, 1890 nt
Organism: Penicillium digitatum Pd1
Lineage: Eukaryota; Fungi; Ascomycota; Eurotiomycetes; Eurotiales; Aspergillaceae
Gene: fbx15
Product: F-box domain protein
Molecular function (GO): protein binding
Source: RefSeq, a predicted model, not a curated record